UGGCCUUCUUCUCACUGACUUCAACUGUUCGGGCACUCCUCUCUCUCUCUCUCUCUCUCUCUCUCUCUCUAGCCGAAAGGUUCUUUCCUCAGGAGAGGAAAGAUCAAAAUCUGACGGCUGAAAACAAUAGUUAUUUCAACGCUAGCUUAUUGACUCUUGGAAUUGGCCAGCGAGUAGAACAAAGCUUCGUGUUUUACGAUAAAAAUUCUCACUUGGUUUCGCUCUCUCCUCUCUCUCUCUCUCUCUUCCACAGUAUUAGCAGUGGCCAGAUCUAACGGUGGGACCGUAGAGGGGAACAGAUCUGACGGUGAGUGAGUGAUCUUGUCUGCUUGGCACUUGACAGGGUCGCGUCCGUACAAAUGGAGACCAAAACGGAAAACCAUGGCUCUAUGCUAACGUGCGCCGGGGCUACUAUUACUACUCAAGCCACCACCACUUUGCUUACCUCAGCUUUGCUUACGGCCCUCUUUUCCUCGGCCCAAGAGUCAUUUGGGAUGUCAACGUUUACUGGACCCAAAAGCGGGGAAGACUACUACGAGUUGUACCAGGGCAAAGCAGUUGAUGCUGGGGAAACCGGGGAAGACAGAGACGGUGAUGACACCGACGGUGGUGGGGACGGCGGCUUGGGAGAUGGUGAGGAGGACUUUUCUUCUGAGGAGGGAGGAGGUGCUGGAAACAACCCUAAUGGAAACAGCAAUGAUUCCAAAGAAGGCCCUGGAGGAGUGGAUGGUGGAGGAGAUGGCGAAGAAAACGGAGAGGAUGAAGAUGACCAAGAUGGUAAUGACCACGGUGGUAAUGAUGACGACGACGGUGAUGACAAGGAUGAUAAUGAAGAUAAAGAUAAUGAAGAUAAGGAUGAUGAAGAUAAGGAUGAUGAAGAGGAUGAUGAGGGAGAAGAUAUUGUAGAAGAGCAGGAACCAAUUGAUGAUGAAGAUGAUGAAGAAGAGGAGGCUCUUCAGCCCCCAAAGAAGAGGAAGAAGUGAAACAGAAAAAUUACUGCAAUGUUGCGUCUACAAUCAAGUCCUCUGGAUUGUCGUUCAACUCUUAAUGAGCUAGAACUGUUUAACUAGGCUGCUUUCCCUGUAUUUCAGCAAGCAUAUUUCGUUGUAAUAUAUAUUUGAAGAUAAUUUCCCACUUUCCUACACUAGAUCGGAAUUCGGAGAUUCCUCUAUUUAGAAAAA
Morus notabilis is the source of this 1181-nucleotide messenger RNA. RefSeq names its product spore wall protein 2. Lineage: Eukaryota; Viridiplantae; Streptophyta; Magnoliopsida; Rosales; Moraceae. The record is from RefSeq and is a predicted model, not a curated record. The transcript is spliced from 3 exons. Bases 360 to 983 code for a protein of 207 amino acids.